Thunnus maccoyii (southern bluefin tuna) is the source of this 4212-nucleotide messenger RNA. It is a transcript of the gene dhx30, whose product is annotated as DEAH (Asp-Glu-Ala-His) box helicase 30. The coding region runs from base 32 to 3481 and encodes 1149 amino acids. The transcript is spliced from 19 exons. The record is from RefSeq and is a predicted model, not a curated record. Gene Ontology annotation, molecular function: DNA helicase activity; ATP binding; G-quadruplex RNA binding. Gene Ontology annotation, cellular component: intracellular anatomical structure; cytoplasm; nucleus. NCBI's taxonomy places the organism in Eukaryota, Metazoa, Chordata, Actinopteri, Scombriformes, Scombridae.
CGCAGAAGAAGAAGAAAAUGUAGUUUUAAAGAUGGCGCUACCCGGUAUUUUACUCAUGCGGCUGAGAGCCCUGUGCAAUGUCGCCAAAUGUGUUCACGCAGGAGGCAAAACACCGUCCAACUUGGGCAGAGAAAUGCGGUGGUAUCGGACAAAUCGCAAGAGCUUUCAAGAACACGACACGUCGUAUUUCCAGGCGAAACGAGAUAACGUUAGCCCAGGCCUCCUGAAGGAGUUUCCAGAUCCCAAAAACCUCUUGAAUAGCACCAUCUCCCGCUCACUGGGAGUCGGCGAUGUGUCCCAGCUCAUCCAGUACAGCUGUACGGAGCAUGCAGGCAUCAAGAAAGCCACUGUCACUGUGCUCAGGCCCUACAAGAUAGAGGAGGAAGGUUAUGCCUCCAGGAAGAGUGAUGCAGAACGAUUUGCUGCAGCUGCUGCUUGUCAAAAGCUGAAAGAAAUGGGUGUGAUUGGUCCAGACAAUAAGCUCCCCAGAAGGGGGACUGGCCGGGGGAGACAUUCAGCACUUAUUGAUAUCGAGGAGGAUUCCUGGCUCCCUCCCGUAGAAGACACCUCAAACAUCUCUGAAGCUCUUUCUCUGUUUCCUCAUCCUAAAUCUCUCCUGACCAGGGUCAUCCAGGUGGCCACAUCAUCCAACAGAAUCAGGGAACUAAUGCAGUUCAGAACAACAGGAGGGAAGGUAAAGAGGAGCAGGCUGACCCUGCACUGGCCAGAGGAGAUGACAUUCACGGCUACAGCAAGCAACCGAGUGACAGCGGAGAAGAGAGCUGCAGCUCUUGCCUGCAUGAAACUGAAAGAGCUGGAGCUGCUGGAUAAGGACAACAACCCGCUGACUCAUGCUAAGUACCACCGUGAGUUGGUGAAGGAGGCAGGAGAGCGGGAGAGACGCCCCCUUCCGCUGGAAAUCCCAGAAUACCUGCAGGAACAUAUGAAAGAAUACUUGGCACAGUACCCAGUAGCAACAGAAGUGCAGAAAAUAUGGGAGGAAGAAGAGGAGAGAGGACAGCAGGCAGUAAACCAGGAGGAUGAGGAGGAAGAGGAGGAUUUGGUGACAGACGCCAUCACAGGCAGGCCGUACAGGCCUUUGUCUAAACAGCAGGCCCAGCAGCUCAACACCCACCUACAGGAAGAAUGGCACAAUGCAAACCUGGGGCUGAGUGUGGAGCUCCCAGUCGAUGCCCACCGCCAGCGCGUGGUCUCUGCAGUCCAGUCCUCCAGGGUGGUUGUGAUCGCAGGUGAAACGGGAUGCGGCAAAACCACACGGAUUCCACGUUUCCUGCUGGAAGAAUGUGUGAGAGGUGGCAAGGGAGCAGAGUGCAACAUCCUGGUGACCCAGCCUCGUCGGAUCAGCGCCGUGUCAGUGGCUCAUCGUGUUGCUCAUGAGAUGGGACCAGCUCUGAAACACUCUGUUGGAUAUCAGGUCAGACUCGAGAGCCGACCACCAGAGCAGAGCGGAGGAGCCAUGCUCUUCCUCACAGUGGGCGUCUUGCUGAGGAAGCUGCAGUCAAACCCCCUCCUGAAGGGGAUCAGCCACGUGGUGGUGGAUGAGGUCCACGAGAGAGAUAUAAACACAGACCUGCUGCUGGCUCUGCUGCGCUCCAGCUUAAAAGAGAAUCCUGAGCUACGAGUGGUGCUUAUGAGCGCUACAGGAGACAACCAACGGCUGGCUCAAUACUUUGGAGGCUGCCCAAUCGUGAAGGUGCCUGGAUUCAUGCACCCGGUACGAGACAGAUACCUGGAGGAUGUGCUGAGGGAGAUGGGACGCUCACUGACGGUCCAUGACGGGGGGAAGUCAAACGGGCAGGAGGGAAGAGAUGAGAUUACACCAGAUGUAGAUUUAGUAGCUGAUGUAAUCCAGCACAUUGACAAACAUGGAGAGCCAGGUGCAGUGUUGUGUUUCCUCCCUGGAUGGCAGGACAUCAAGGCAGUUCAAGAGAAACUUGAGGGGAGGCGCCACUUUUCCUCAGGCUCGCAGAUGAUCCUGCCACUGCACUCUAGUUUAUCAGUGGCAGAUCAGCAGGUGGUAUUCCAGCGCCCCCAAGCGGGCCAGAGGAAAAUUGUCCUCACGACCAACAUUGCUGAGACCUCCAUCACCAUAGACGACAUUGUACAUGUGGUGGAUGCAGGAACUCACAAAGAGCAGAAUUACGACCCACGAACUAAGGUCUCCUGUCUGGACACAGUUUGGAUAUCUCGAUCCAACGUCACUCAAAGAAAAGGGAGAGCAGGGCGGUGUCAACCAGGACAGUCCUACCACCUGUUCCCACGGAAACAACUGGAAUCCAUGAGUCCCUUCCCCAUUCCUGAGAUCCUGCGCACCCCCCUGGAGAGUUUAGUAGUUCAGGCCAAAAUCCACAGUCCUAACUGCAAGGCUGUAGACUUCUUAUCCCAAGUGUUGGACAGUCCAGAGUUAGAAGCUGUGAGAGAUGCUGUCCGAAAUCUACAAGAUAUCGGUGUUCUGGACAAGACAGAAGCCCUGACGCCUCUAGGCGAGCGCGUCGCCUGCAUGUCAUGUGACCCUCGGCUGGGCAAAGUGUUGGUCUUGAGUGCCAUGUUCAGAUGUAUUCUGCCCAUGCUGUCUGUAGCUGCCUGUCUCACCAGAGACCCCUUCUACAACAGCCUGCAGAACAGAGCACUAGUCAACAAGGCUAAAGAGAGUCUGAGCGGCUCCAGCUACAGUGACUAUUUGGUGUUCAGUAGAGCUGUAUUGGGCUGGAGGCGAGUUCAGCAAGAGGGGGACAGAGAGGACAGAGACGAAUAUCUGGACAAAUACACUCUGUCCAGGAACAGCCUUCGAUUUGUCAAUGGUCUCAUCUCUCAGUUCAGCGAGAACCUGCAUGAAGCCGAGCUGGUUUCCCGUGCCAACGAGUGCCAGCGUCACACUUCUCUCUACAACGAGCACAGCAACCAGGAUGAACUGCUUAAAGCUUUGCUGCUGGCUGGACUCUUUCCCAACCUCAUCCAGGUGAAAAAAGGUGUUGUGCUCAAAGGGCGCUUUCGUCCCAAGAGUCUGUCUUUCCGGACACUCAGUGGACCAGUCCUGCUUCACCGCUCCUCAGUUAACAGAGGAAAGGAAGAGCUCCCUAGUCGCUGGUUGACCUUCUUCAGCGCUGUUAAGUCAAACGGGAGUGUUUUCAUCAGAGACUCCUCUGCAGUCCAUCCACUCGCCCUGCUGCUGCUCACAGACUGUGACAUCACAGAAACAGUGAAUGGAGACAAAGUGGAAGUAUCAUUUCCUGGACGCUCUCUGAUGCGCUGUGAGAUGUCAGUUGAAACCUGGGAGCUGCUGUGGGAGAUACGCACUUCCAUUCAGACCAUGAUGUACCGCAACCUCAACAAUCCCGACAACGCAAUCACCAACUCGUCUCAAGAUGGCAAGCUCCUCUCCGUACUUGUAGAACUGCUCAAUAAUACAGACUCAAACCCUUGUGCUCAGAAUCACAACAGUGACAGUGAAGUGGACUGAUGGCGACAUCACAUCUAUGUUGAAUCUGCUGGCUGGUACACAGGACCCAAAGAAGAUGAUGGUAUCAUUUGAAUGUUUUUUUGUUUGUUUUUUUAAGAUAUGUUGUGUACCUCUGUCAGUACUUAAUGCGCUGAACUAAUCAGGACUCUUGAAAAGCAGAAAUCCAAACUGGACUAUUGCCUCCUGUUAUUUUUGAGGUCAGUAAUGGACUCUGCGGUGAGAGGAAAUCCAUUUGUUUGGAUUAUAGACUGUGGCUUAUAAUUUAUGAUUAUUUGCUUUCUGAAAAGCAGAAGUUUGAAUUUUACUCUAACGAGUAUAAAGAAGGUGACUGGCCAAAGGUCAUUUAAACGCACUACAUGCAGUAAAUGUCAAAUGUUUAUUAUAAUAAAUAUUCAUAUACAGAAGAUAAUUUUAUUUUAUUGUCUGCACUGAAUUAACACAUAGUGUUGGACAGGAUUUGCAGACGAAAAUUGUUUUUCCAAUUGCUCUGUUUAAGAAAAAUCCUUCAUAAACUGUGAAAGCUAGACAAGUGUCUCAGUAAUUCCUCUAUGGUGUCCACAGCGGUCAUAGUGCAAAACCUGUAGAAAGAAAGAAGCAUUAAAGAGCAGAGGUGUGCUGUUAUAUUUAAUGUCUUUUUGAAGUAUGCAACCAUGUAUUUGACCACUUAUCCUCACCAUAGCAUGAUUUAUAAAUUAGAGAACAUGCUCAUUAAAUACAGACAUUAUACCUGA